Messenger RNA from Amphibalanus amphitrite, 2853 nucleotides. RefSeq names its product cytoplasmic dynein 1 intermediate chain-like. Bases 164 to 2131 code for a protein of 655 amino acids. The transcript has 15 exons. Gene Ontology annotation, cellular component: cytoplasmic dynein complex. The record is from RefSeq and is a predicted model, not a curated record. Gene Ontology annotation, molecular function: dynein heavy chain binding; dynein light chain binding. Gene Ontology annotation, biological process: transport along microtubule. Lineage: Eukaryota; Metazoa; Arthropoda; Thecostraca; Balanomorpha; Balanidae.
UUUCAGAAGACGUUCGUGCAGGGACGUUCGUUUUGUGAAUUGAAUGCUCGAGUUGGGCGUGGUCGUGAUCUUGAAGUGUUUUAUUUAUUCAGCGUUGUGUUAGAGAUUAUUAAAAGGUGUACAGAUUUCAUAGUAACGAGUGAUUCUCAUUUCAGGUGCAAUCAUGAGUAUGUCAGACAGAAAAGCUGAGUUAGAGAAGAAGAAGGCCAGGCUUCAACUUCUGAAAGAAGAAAAGGAGAAACGUAGAAAGGAAAAGGAGAAGAAGGAGCUGCUCGGAUCUGUCAAGUCAGCCACAUCCAGCAUGGCUAGUCACACUGACUUGGACAAGAUGCUCAGUGCUGUGGGAGUGACGCCUGUCUCUGAUGUCCUGGGCAGCCUUUCAAGUCAGGCAUCAUCUCUCACUCUCUCUGACAGUGGUGCCAAUGACUCCAGCCUACUGCAAACACCAAGUCCAGCAAAGAUCAGGAAGAAGAAGCCAGAGCUGUCGGUGGUGAACGUCCACUCCACGAGUAUCCCGCCGCGGGAGAACGUCACGUACGCCAAGCAGACGCAGACGACCGUCUCCGGGCCGGAGCACCACCACUCCCGAGGGUUUGAUUAUUACGACGAGUUCGGGAGCACACCUCUGGAAUGGGACGACGAGUUCUCAGUGUUGACGUACGAUGACUCCCAAGCGGAGGAGGAGGAGCACAGUCUGACGGCGCUGGAGGGCCACAAGCUGCCGCCGGGCAUCCUGCACCACGGCAUGCCGACGGUGACGGACGUGCAGCCGGCCACCGUGCAGCCGGCCGACCAGCCGCCGGCCGACGCCAGGCCGCAGCCGCGAGAACUGAGCGAGGAGGAGAAGCAGCUGCUCAUGAUGUCGCCCGAGUUCAUCGAGUUCUUCACCCGACAAGCGUGCGUGGUGGAGCGCGCCCUGUGCGAGGAGUGGAACAUCUUCGCCGACUACAGCCGAAACUACGACGACGACGAGGCGCUGGAUGAGAAGUCUGGCAUGCGUCUGAGCCUGAACCGGGUGUUUUGCGACGAGCGGUGGUCCAAGAACCGGACCGUGACGUCGAUGGACUGGUCGCCGCAGUUCCCCGAGCUGCUGGUCGCCAGCUACAACAACAACGAGGAGGCGCCGCACGACCCGGACGGCGUGUGCCUGGUGUGGAACACCAAGUUCAAAAAGACCACGCCCGAGUACAUCUUCCACUGCCAGUCGCCGGUGAUGUGCGCCACGUUCGCGCGCUUCCACCCGAACCUGAUCGUGGGCGGCACGUACUCGGGCCAGGUGGUGCUCUGGGACAACCGGACGCAGAAGCGCACACCGGUGCAGCGCUCGCCGCUCUCGGCCGCCGCACACACGCACCCAGUAUACUGUAUGCGUGUCGUGGGCACACAGAACGCACACAAUCUCAUCUCGGUCUCCACUGACGGCAAGAUGUGCUCCUGGAGUCUGGACAUGCUCUCACAACCGCAGGAGACGAUGGAACUGCAGUUCAAGCAGAGCAAGGCGGUGGCCGUGACGGCCCUGGCCUUUCCGCAAGCCGAGGUCAACAACUUCAUCCUGGGUAGCGAGGAGGGCAACCUCUACACGGCGUGCCGGCACGGCAGUCGCUCGGGCAUCCAGGAGGUGUACGAGGGCCACUGGGGGCCGGUGACGGGCGUCAGCGCGCACACGGCGCCCGGGCCGCUCGACUUCUCACACCUCUUCAUCAGCUCGUCCAUCGACUGGACCGUCAAACUGUGGAAUGCCAAGGACCCGAAGCCGCUGUACUCGUUCGAGGACAACUCGGACUACGUGUACGACGUGGCCUGGUCGCCGCUGCACCCGGCGCUGUUCGCCGCCGUCGACGGCACCGGCCGACUGGACGUGUGGAACAUCAACUCGGAGACGGAGGUGCCGGCGGCCAGCGCGCAGGUCGAGGGCGGUCCGGCGCUCAACCGGGUCUCGUGGACGCCGUCUGGACUGCAUAUCACGGCCGGCGACGACCGCGGCCGCGUCUGGGUGUACGACGUAGGCGAGCAGCUGGCCCAGCCGCGCCAGGACGAGUGGACGCGGCUGGCGCACACGCUGCAGGAGAUGAAGUCCAACAACGCCGAGGACGAGUACGACCGGGCCAGCCUGGGCACGCCCAGCCGCUGAGCGCCCGGCCCACUGCCCGGGAGCCGAGCAGGAACGGAGAGGGGCGGCCGCCGCAGCUGGCACACAGAUCGGGGAUGCGUUUUUACGGUCUGAAAACUUUGAUAUUGUUUGUAUUCAAUGGAGAACGUCAUAGACGUUAUGUUGCAUUUUAGGACUUCCAUUAAUCGUAUCUUCAGUGCGUUACCAAUCCGUUUGGUGGAAAAUUGUCUGGGUGUGUGCGUGAAGUGCCAACUGUGUGAGCGCCUUCCCGGCCGUGCCGUGGCGGCGGGGAGGCGCGGGCGGCCGCCAGUCACGGGGCGGCGCAGUUGUGAUGCAGGGCGAGCGCCGCGCGGCGCCGUAUUUUUCUAGGCUGGACCUGCGGAGGCCGGCGGCGGACCGACUGAGAUGGUGCUAUCGUGGCGGCGGAUCGGGCUUGUUAAGUUUUCUGAUGAGUUUAUUUAUUUGCGGCGCGAGUCACCGCAGCUGGGUCGCCGAGCUGUAGGUAUUACCGGUAUAGUUUGCCGACUGACCGAUCUGGGAUCAUGCUUUAACUACUGACACCUCCCUGUGCAGCUAGUAGCGCUUUAGCCGGGGCCCGAGGGUCGCGGCUGCCGGCGGGGGCGGGUCAGUGACCGCCCGCCGGCGCAUUCCAGCCGCGUGGACGGACACGACGGCGGCUUGUGAUGGAUGAUCUGUGGAUGAUGAAUGGAUUAUACAUAUAUAAUAUACGUAUAUUAACUGUC